AUGGCUUUCCACGUGGAGGGACUGAUAGCCAUCAUCGGCUUCUACCUGCUGAUACUGCUGGUUGGAAUAUGGGCUGCCUGGAGAACCAAAAGCAGCGGCAGCGCAGAAGAACGCAGCGAAGCCAUCAUAGUGGGCGGCCGAGACAUCGGCUUGCUGGUCGGGGGGUUCACCAUGACAGCCACCUGGGUCGGAGGAGGGUAUAUCAACGGGACAGCUGAAGCAGUUUAUGUCCCAGAUUACGGUCUGGCUUGGGCUCAGGCGCCAAUUGGAUAUUCUCUUAGUCUGAUUUUAGGUGGUCUUUUCUUUGCAAAACCUAUGCGUUCCAAGGGAUACGUGACCAUGUUGGACCCAUUUCAGCAGAUCUAUGGAAAACGCAUGGGUGGGCUCCUAUUUAUCCCGGCUCUAAUGGGAGAAAUGUUCUGGGCUGCAGCCAUUUUCUCUGCAUUAGGAGCCACCAUCAGCGUGAUCAUCGACGUGGACGUGCAUGCCUCGGUCAUCGUCUCCGCACUGGUGGCCACUCUGUACACCCUGGUGGGAGGACUCUACUCCGUGGCCUACACGGAUGUCGUCCAGCUCUUCUGCAUCUUUGUAGGACUGUGGAUCAGUGUCCCCUUUGCACUGUCACAUCCUGCAGUCACCGACAUUGGGUUCACUGCUGUGCAUGCCAAAUACCAGGAGCCUUGGCUGGGAACCAUUGAAUCAUUUGAAAUCUACACGUGGCUUGAUAGUUUUCUGCUGUUGAUGCUGGGUGGAAUCCCGUGGCAAGCCUACUUCCAGAGGGUCCUGUCGUCAUCCUCAGCCACCUAUGCUCAGGUGCUGUCCUUCCUGGCAGCGUUUGGGUGCGUGGUGAUGGCUGUACCAGCCAUUCUUAUUGGGGCCAUUGGAGCAUCGACAGACUGGAACCAGACUGCGUACGGCCUUCCCGACCCCAAGAGCAACGAGGAGGCGGACAUGAUCCUCCCGAUCGUGCUGCAGCACCUCUGCCCUGUGUACGUUUCAUUCUUUGGUCUUGGCGCAGUUUCUGCCGCUGUUAUGUCAUCAGCAGAUUCUUCCAUCCUGUCAGCAAGCUCAAUGUUCGCUCGGAACAUCUACCAGCUUUCCUUCCGACAGAAUGCAUCAGACCAGGAGAUCGUCUGGGUCAUGCGGAUCACGGUGCUUGUGUUUGGAGCGUCUGCAACAGCCAUGGCCCUACUCACCAAGACCGUGUACGGGCUCUGGUACCUCAGCUCCGACCUCGUCUACAUCAUCAUCUUCCCGCAGCUGCUCUGUGUGCUCUUCAUCAAGGGAACCAACACGUACGGGGCUGUGGCAGGUUACGUCUCUGGCCUCUUCCUGAGAAUAACAGGAGGGGAGCCGUACCUGCACCUGCAGCCCCUGAUCCUCUACCCCGGCUAUUACUCUGACAAGAGCGGCAUCUAUAACCAGAGAUUCCCGUUCAAGACACUCUCCAUGGUUACCUCGUUCUUAGCCAACAUUUGUGUCUCGUAUCUAGCCAAAUACCUAUUUGAAAGUGGCAGCUUGCCACCAAAAUUAGAUGUAUUUGAUGCUGUUGUUGCAAGGCACAGCGAAGAAAACAUGGAUAAGACAAUUCUGGUCAGAAAUGAAAAUAUUAAAUUAGAUGAACUUGCACCCGUGAAGCCUCGGCAGAGUAUAACUCUCAGCUCAACAUUCACCAAUAAAGAAGCCCUUCUAGACAUCGAUUCCAGUCCAGAAGGGUCUGGAAUGGAAGAUAAUUUACAAUGA
Messenger RNA from Cynocephalus volans (Philippine flying lemur), 1743 nucleotides. RefSeq names its product solute carrier family 5 member 7 (gene SLC5A7). Gene Ontology annotation, cellular component: dendrite; perikaryon; plasma membrane. Gene Ontology annotation, molecular function: choline:sodium symporter activity. The transcript has 8 exons. The coding region runs from base 1 to 1743 and encodes 580 amino acids. The record is from RefSeq and is a predicted model, not a curated record. NCBI's taxonomy places the organism in Eukaryota, Metazoa, Chordata, Mammalia, Dermoptera, Cynocephalidae. Gene Ontology annotation, biological process: synaptic transmission, cholinergic; acetylcholine biosynthetic process; neuromuscular synaptic transmission.